AUGACUAGCUCUCAUAUCUCUUUAUUAGAUUUGUCGAAGCAGCUGUUUUUUCAAAUUGAUGAUGAGACCAAAAAGCAGCUGUGUUUUGCUGAAACGUUAAUCAUUAGUUGCGGUCAUCGUGAUGGAGAAGUUGAAGAUGAAGCUUCUGAUUCUGAGUGGACUUGCGAAGAAUCUUCUGACAGCGAAGAUUUAGCGGAGGUCAAGCCAACAGUCCUUAAUAAGGAUCAAACUGUAGACGUUGAAGAGGCAAUAGAACAAAAAGAACCUGACGGGAUGGAAAAUAACUUUCAUUUCUUUUUCUUUCCUGAUUGCUCAAAACCGCUUCCUCCAAAGGAUAGCAUAACAAGUAUAGUUAUUGAAGAUGGUAUGCCGACGGUAAACCUUGCUGCGCUCAACAAAGAAAAAUGUUUGUGUGCAUUAGAUAAAGAAGGGAAAUGUCCAUGUCACACUAAAGUACCCUGUAGAUGUGGGCCUAAGACAAGAGCGGAGUGUAAAUGCUUAGAAGUAGAAAAUCUUUGCUUAUGUGAUGAUGGAAAACCGCAAUUAGUAUGUACUUGUAAACCAAGUAAUGUUUGCAUGUGUCAUCCUGAUUGUAAACCACGGCCUUUGUGCAAGUGCUCGCAAGUUAAUAAACCAUGUAUUUGCAAAAGGGGCAAGUAUCCAUGUCCUAUAUGCAUUUGCGAAUGCAAGCCUGUUUGUUCUGAUCAUGCUGAGAUACAAAAAACAAAAUAUGGAGAAGAAACCACAUUACAAGAAGAAGAAGAAGAAGAAGAAGUAGAAAAAAUAGUUACUGAAGAACCUAAACAUGAAUCUGAAAAAGUACCGUGUACGUGCCAAAAUGAAGAUAAAAAACCUAUAUGCUUUUGUAAAAAGGGCAAAGAGUGUAUUUGUGAAGAAGGUGUUUGCAUAUGCGGUGUACAAAGAUCAUGCAUUUGUGAGAAAAUUGAGGAAGAGGAACCGCCCUGUAAAGAUGAUGAAUCUAAGUCCAUUUGCAGCUGUCCUGUUACUCCACUAUGCACUUGCUUUGCUGACUCCCCCGAUAAGUGCAAAUGUUUUCCAAAGCCUGGUCUUUGCACUUGCGGAGAUCCUGAAGACUGUAAAUGUUUUAAAACAUGUGACUGCAAGGAACCUUGCAUCUGUGAUGUAAUUCCACUUCAAGGCGAAGGUAUUUGCACAUGUCCUGAUAAUCACACAAAAAUAGCAGGGGGUACGGUUUGUACUUGUCCGCGCAAAAAGAGUAUCCAAAGAAAACUGAAAAGGACGAGAGCUGGCAAGCACGGCUACCGCUGGUGCCACGAUGUCGACCCGAGACAUACAUAUUUUGAUUACGGUUAUGGAAGACAUGACAAAAUAUCUUACGAGGAACCGAAGAAAGAAAAGAUAAAAAGUUUUAGGACUCCACGAGGAAAAAGAAACAGAGGCAGCUGCGUGCCCUGUUCAUGA
Messenger RNA from Leptosia nina, 1443 nucleotides. The record is from the annotation of a GenBank genome assembly. NCBI's taxonomy places the organism in Eukaryota, Metazoa, Arthropoda, Insecta, Lepidoptera, Pieridae.